Molecule: messenger RNA, 3044 nt
Organism: Ectocarpus siliculosus
Lineage: Eukaryota; Phaeophyceae; Ectocarpales; Ectocarpaceae
Source: the annotation of a GenBank genome assembly
AUGGAGACGGAGGAGUGGGUCAACACGCUCAGAGUAAGCGCGGCCAUCAGGGGGGAGUCGCUCAUGGCGGCCUGCUCCCAGAGUUUCGCGGAGCACAAGACCAACACGCUGCUGGGGGACAAGAAGUCGGAGGCGCGCGCGUCGCGAACCGCCGACGUGUCGGUGAUGGAGGGACCGGACGGGCUGCUGCACUGCGCCGUGCUCAGGGGAGACCACGCGUUGGCGGCGCGGGCGGCGCAGUUCCUGGUGGACAAGCGGGGCAGCAACGUCAACAGCAGGGACGAGUGGGGGCGCACUCCACUACACACGGCGGCGGGCAAGGGCAUGGUCGCCAUGGCGAGAUUCUUCAUCAGGCGCGGUGCGGACGUGGAUGCUCUUGAUCAAGACGAUAGGACGCCGCUCUUCUUCGCGUGCGCAAGCGGGAACACUACGGUAGCCCGCUACCUCACGCGCAUCGAGGUCGGCGCCCGGUACGACAUAAAGGACAAGCGCGGGCACCUCGCCGGGGAGUACUUCUGGGGGUCCGUCGACCCUGAGACCAGGGACGAGAUCGUCGCGAUACUCGUGGCCUGCGGGUGGCCGCACCCGCCGCCGCCUCCCCGAAACAACUCGAGGUUGAGGGGCAGGGGGUCGGGCAGGGGGAGCAGCGGUAGGCACGGGGGGCAACGCGGAAGGUCGACCAGCGCCCCCCCCUCGAGAACCGCGUCGCCUCGCAACGACCGCGGCGGCGCCGGGGGCGGCGGAAACGGCCGGGCGAAGAGACACAGCGACGGCGGCGAAGCGGGGAUGAAACGCCUGGCGAGCGACAUGAUGAUGCUCAUGAAGAGGCGUUAGUGCCGGAGGGGGGGGGGGGCUUGGAUACUACGGAGCGCUCUGCGUUGCCUGUUGCCUUGAGAUGCUUGAUGGGGGCCGGCUGCUCCUCUGCUGUCUGGGCUUGGCGCAAAGAUGGCAUGGUUGCCCGCUGCUGCUGCUGCUGCUGCUGCCGUUUCCGCAUUAAGUAGUACCAGUGGCUGCAGCGGUUGGUAUCUUGUCCGGAUCUUUCGCGCGGGUUGUCCGCUGUUGUUUUAUGACCGUGUUGUGGUUUCCCUGUGCCGAGCGAAGGUCAGUUUGAUCAUUUGCACAAUAAAAUUUAUCCGUAAUCUAGUAUCGACUCACCCCGCAAGUUAUUUCCGGGGUGCUUGCUGUGUGUAUCGGCUGGGCACCUGAAGUACGUACCUCUAAACGAAAAAACAACAAUUGAUUAUGGUUCUUUUUAUUUUUUGUAUGUCAAGACUAACCUUAGUGCGUAUGUUUAUUCUUUGUGUAUUGUGCUUUUCGAGUGGGCAUUUGGUGUCGUCGCUGUUUUUAUCUUGUUCGAAAAGCUUCCUCGGAGGUGUUAAAAUACCAUGUUUCUACAUAGCUGGUAUGGUGGCUGCAGAGGGUGCGAUAGGAGAGGAGAGUUGUUCUUGGGUGCGCUCGUGCGAAGCGGGGUGAGGGAGUCUGACAAAUGCACAAGAUUUUCUCCAUUUUUGCUUUUUUUUUCCAUGCGUGUCUUUUGAGGGAAAUUGCUUUUAUCCGGGGGGCUGAACUAGCCAUCCGUUUUGUGAGCCAGGGCCUCCCUCCCUGGCCUUUCGUUUUCGUUCGCUUGUCCGUGCCCCCUGCCCGAGGUUGCCCGGGGUUUGGCAAGCAGGUUUGAUUGGCUUUCGUGCCCGACCUUUCACGGUCUCUCUCUUGUCUCUUGUCUCUCUGUCGCUUGUUUUUCAUGUUGCGUUUUUUUUCCCUAUUUUGCUCGCUCAAAUGUUUUUAAAGGACGUUGUACGUCCGUUAUUACCACCUGCUCGGCGGGCGAAAAAAAGGAGAGUUUGAUCGUCGAUAUGGGUUGUUUUUCCUUCGUUUUUGUGUUCUGUUAAAAAUUUGUUUCGUCUUUGGUAGAAGUUCACACUUUGCAGCCCUGGCUAGAGCAGGCUUGGAAAAUGGCCGUGUUCGAAUCGAAUAUGUGGGUCGUGCAGGUGCCUACCUUUUUACCACUUAUAUUUCUUUGGCCAAGGUUCCAUACUAAUAUUAGUUUGUUUUUUUUUUGGUCUCGCUGGUGAUGUGAUAUUGCAGGACAGCGCGGCGUUGAAUGGUGUCUCGGCGAUGGCCUGCAAAAACCAAUGGGUGGUUGCUGUCUGCAGUUCGUCGGUGUUGGUUGGUGUGCCCACGUGGUGUAAAUGCCCACACACAAAGCACUGGUAGUGGGGGAGGGUGGAUGGACGGUGGUGAGAGAUUUGCUGUUGCAUAGGAAAUAUGUCAAUGGUUAGCUCUAGGUGGAGGCACGAAGUGGGUUGAUGCAGUGCCGCCAUUGGUUUUGAUUCGGAAACCGCACGCGGGUCAAUGGACAGCUAUUGUUUUGCUUCCUACUUCCAAGCGCGAGCUUGGGCCGAACGGAGCACUACGGCACUAACGCCGAUCGUUUUUUGGGAUUCCUUCAUACGUUUAGUACUGGUUUCGGCAGUCAAGUGCGCACGAUUUUGGCGCCGCUGGCUCAUGCGAAAACACUGGUACUGUUUAGGGUUGUGAAUAGAGGUUUUGAUGAUGAUAUACAUAUGUAAGCCGUGCGGUAGGCGUGCUGGCUCGCAGUGGCCUUUAGCCUCGCAAUCCAUCUCUCUCGAUGUGUUGGCUGUCAAAAUAUUUUAGUAGCUUGUGUUUCCUUGAAGAUCAGAUAGUCUAUCAUCUUCAUUUCUCUUGGUUUUGGUCGUGUGAGCGGUGACGCGCCAACGUCUCUGCUUGUCUGCGGCGUCUCGUGUACAUUGAUGAGGCUCCCACGUAUCCUUCCUACUGGUAUUGGUUGACCUUAUUUUCACAGUAAAAUAUGAACGGGUUGUGUUUUUGCCAUUUCUUGCGUCGCCUAUCGUCAGCUUGAGCUGUGACGCUUCCGGCGUCUAGAGGGGGGUGGAGGGUAGGGAGACCCUUGAUGCUCCAGCCGUGGGCCACGAGGGGCGACUUCUGGUACUUUGCAUUGGGAGCACACGCACGUAGUGUACAGUUAACCAUACAAGGUUGUAGUGAGAAGUUGGUCAAAUAUU